CCACCAGUGAUCAGGUUCUGUGGCUGGCAUACAGAUGGCAUCAGACCCAGAGAAGCCGGAGCAGCGGGGGGCCUCAGCAUCCUUUCCUUGCUCAGCCUGCGACAUGGUUUUCCCUUCAAGGACUCUUCGGGAGAGUCACGCCUAUCGCUUCUGCAUUGGCCCCCUUACUCCAGGAGGGCCCAGGGGCCGAAGGAAGAGCCCAGCCGGGCCCUCAGCCUCCCUCCCACUUGGCAGAGAAGGCCAGUCACACCACCCUGAGGAUCAGCUGGAGACCCCCAGAAAAACCCCAGGCCAGGGGGAAGCCAGUGGAGCCAGUCUGAAGAGGCUGACAGAGGAGGUUCAAAGGCUUCGAAUGUCCCUACAAGAGAUGGCUUCUCUCCAGAAGGGCACUGCAGGGUCCCGUGCACACCUAGAAGAAACUCAUGCACGGCGUCUGGCAGAGAUUGGAGCCCGGACUCAGAGGCUGGAGAAGCACCGGGAGGAGAUCAGGCAGCAGCUCGGGGGUCUGGCUGGGGGUGACGCUGGCACCAGUAUCCUGGGGCAGGUGAUGCUGGUGAUCCAAGCCCAAGAGAAAAGGACUCAGCUGGCUCUGGACACUCUUGGGGAGCGUGUAGAGAAACUGCAGGCACGGACUCAGCCAGAUCUCCCAGCAGCAGUGAAGGAGGAGGAGGAAGGGUCCAGCCUCAGCCUCUUAGCCCUCCCAGCCAGUCAAGGGGUCCUGACUUCUGAGAUUCGGGCCCUACAAAUGUCCUACCUCCAGUCUGGGGGCAAGGACCCCGGAGUCCUGGCCAAGAUAUGGGAGCUCUAUCUGGAGGCUGCACUGUUGGAAGGGGGGACUCAGAAGAAGCAAGGGAAGGCAAGUGUUGGCCCCCGGAAACCAGACACACGGUCGCAGGCCCUAGAAGCUAUCAAUGGGCACUUGGAGGCUGAGAUCCUGGCCCUGCAGAUGCAGAGAGGACCCCGGAGAGCCCGGCAGGGCCUGUGGGAGCCCCAUGCCAAGGAGGGGAUUGGCCUGCUCCGGAGAGGAAGAGGGGGCUCUGCCCGCCUGCCACCCCCCGUGGCUCCUCCAUUGCCACCUCCUCCCCCAGGACCCUCCAGGGACACCCCUUUCUUAGGCAUGAUGGAGACCAUAGAAGCCCCAGCCCAGAGCCGCCACCUCUUGCCACCGCCCGAUGUGCUGGGCCCAGCUCCUUAUGACCCAGGGGCCGGAUUUGCCAUCUUCUAUGACUUCCUGCUGGGACUGGAGCCCGGGUGGUCACAGGUGCAGCUGGUGACGGGGCUGGCCCGGGGCGGGCAAGAGACGGGGCCCAGCACUGCCCUGCCCCCCAGCCCCUGUCUACCACUGCCCCCCACCCCAGGGGCUCCCCUGGGCAACUGUGCCAUUCUGGCAGCCAGGCAGCCUGUGCCCAGGUUGCCUCCCUCCCUGGCUGUGACCUUGAUCACAGAGCUUCAGGCCUGGGGCCUUUGGGAUGGUGGCCAGGAGCCCAGACCGCAGGCUUGGACCAGCGUGCAGCUCUUUGACAUGGAGCAGCGAGUGCUGAGUGGACGCUGGAGGCUGCCUCUGAGAGCCCUGCCCCGGGUACCAGGCCUUAGUUCCAGGCAGCUCAAUGCCAUCCCUCAGGCUGGUCAGAUUGAGUUGUACCUGAGAAUCGCAAAUGCAAGAGAUGCUGAGAUCCAGGUGCUGGCCAGGAUAGACCCAGUGCAAGGCCAGAAAUACAGCUAUCUGCCUGCGGUAUCCAACUCAGCCUCUCUGGAAGACAGCAACCUGUACUCUCACUUCCUGGGGCCCCCCAGCCUGCUGCCCUCCCUCUCCCUAUCUGAUGGCUUCCAUGACCCUCCGCCUGCUCCAGAGUAGCUUGCACAGGACCCCUCAACUCCUCUCCAGGCCUGGUUCCUCAUCUUUAAAAUGAGCAGGGGGCCUCAU
Messenger RNA from Dromiciops gliroides (monito del monte), 1924 nucleotides. It is a transcript of the gene CCDC17, whose product is annotated as coiled-coil domain containing 17. NCBI's taxonomy places the organism in Eukaryota, Metazoa, Chordata, Mammalia, Microbiotheria, Microbiotheriidae. The coding region runs from base 35 to 1855 and encodes 606 amino acids. The transcript is spliced from 15 exons. The record is from RefSeq and is a predicted model, not a curated record.